AUGGCCGAAAGAGCAGGAUCUUUAUACUAUUCCUCUGCGUUUGAUGCCCAAGUAACGAAAGUCAGUCUCUACUGUGCUCUUCAAUUGGACGAUACGAACUUUGGGGAGCUGACGCUCGUCAACGACGUUUCAGUAUUAUGGAGGUCGAGCAUAUGUGGAAAGGCUCCCGCUGGAACCUCGCUCGAAUCUUCUUCUUCUUUUCGAGAUACAUCCCAAUCGCACAAAUCCCACUCCUCCUUUGUUGUGCGUGUAGUAUUCUCAUUGUUGAUGAUUGCGGACGGUUGGUUAAUAAGCGCCCGUCUAUGGCCUUACCUCCGACAUGGCGGCAACUUAGUGUUCGCUCCCGCACUGCAAGCCAAGGCUUGUUACGGGAUGCACGUGGCGGUUUUGGUCAUUCUGCUUUUAUGCCUUUAUGCUUUGUAUGGCUCGAAGAGGAGACAUGCCCCAGCGUUUUGGGGGUCGUACUUCGUAUAUAUGGGAGUCCAACUGGCAACACUUGUGGUCUAUAUUGUGCACACGAGGCUACCGCCUCUUGCCGUUAGAGGGACAAAUUGCUAUACCACGAACACGUCUUUCGGGGACAGAUUUAUGAUGGCCAAUCGGAUUCUGAGGCUCUCCUUGCACGUCGUGAUGUUUCUGCUGGCGGCUUGGAAAGGAGCGCGUAGAUACCGGCGCCUAAAGUCACCCUUGAUCAAGACAGUACUAGGCGGAGAGAUGGCGUACUACGGAGGGGUGUUCGCCUUGGAUGUCGUUGCGAGAUAUUACUCUCCUAAUGAUCCUGCCAGACUGAAGAUUCUCACCUAG
This is a messenger RNA of Coprinopsis cinerea okayama7#130, 804 nucleotides long. RefSeq lists its product as hypothetical. Bases 1 to 804 code for a protein of 267 amino acids. The record is from RefSeq and is a predicted model, not a curated record. The transcript is spliced from 9 exons. NCBI's taxonomy places the organism in Eukaryota, Fungi, Basidiomycota, Agaricomycetes, Agaricales, Psathyrellaceae.